CCCCCCCCCACUCGCCCCCCGACCGUGCAGACAUUUUGCUCAUGUAUGGGGGAUGCAGGAGGAGAUCAUUAGAUUGUCGAGAGAUAAAAACCAAGCCAGACCUCCUUAUCGGACUGUGGUUUUGAUUUUGGAUAUUUUUGGGGGGGAUGGAGGUGUGGAGGUUUGCUCUCACGCUGUCUCCUCCUCCUCCUCCUCCUCUUUCUCCAUCGCAUAUGCUGCUGAGGCUGAGGGGGGUGUUUGCGUAGGAGGCUUUUUAUUUGCUCCAUCAUCCUCCAACAACUGGAUGGAAGUGUGCGCUUGUUUGUGUUGAGGAUUCAACGCCCGGGUGGAAGCUAAUACUGUCGUUUUUACCGCCUUACUUUUUGUGUCUUCUUUACAAAUUUGACUCCUAUCCUUCUGUGCCAUACUUUGAAGGCAGCACAGAUCAGCCGCCUGACAGCCAAUCAGACGCCGCUACCCUCCAUGUGACCUGCAACAAUUCAUCUUAUCUCUGAAGGCAGUUGAUGGAGAGCCUUUCGAAUGACAGCCGGGACAGUGGUCAUCACUGGUGGAAUCCUUGCUACGGUUAUAUUGCUCCUUAUCAUCGCAGUACUUUGCUACUGCAGGCUGCAGUAUUAUUGCUGUAAGAAGGAGGAGUCGGAGUCGGAGGAGGAGGAGCCUGACUUCGCCGUCACAUCCCGCCUGCCGCCGGUCCACUCCAACCACAACAUUGUGGCGGCCACGGCCGCCGCCUCCUCCAUCCCCAAUGGCCCCGCCCUCUUCCCCACCCCCCCGCUGGCCAGGAAACUGACCCGCUCUCAGACCUUCUGCCCGUCGUGCACGCACUACGAGCUGCCCUUCUACCUGCAGCCGCCGCCCCCGCAGGUCCACCAAGCCGACGGCUUGAGGAACGGGGGCGAGCGGGUUAGUUACCGCGCCGUGCAGCAGCCGCCGCCGCCGCCGCCAUUACAGCAACAGGACAUAGAGCUGCCCGUGCCCGUCAACAUUUCCAACUACCGCAGGCCCCAACUGGCUCGAUCGGUCACCAUGAGGGACAUGUUCACGCGCAGCUGCAGCAUCAGCACUGAUGUUUAAAAUGUUGUCGGACUCUCAGGACCUCCGCUGACUUUUAAAUGUUUAACUAUUUACGUUCCGAUAUAACUUCUUGGCUUCGUUGUAAAAGAUGUCCCCUCUUCUUCUGGAUGACAUCAUGGACAGGGAUCGUCUCUGUGCCGUGGCUGCUAAGGACCAAAACAUGAUUAGUGUUUCUCUGCCAUGGAAGGAUGUGUCCGCUUCAUCACGUACGGAUUAGACUCCACCGUGAAGACGGAGGCGAUGGAGUGAACUUUGGCUGUAAAGUCAAAAUCACAUCAAGGGCUCACAGAAGAUAGAAAACAGCUAUUUAUUUUACAAAAAAAACAUUUCUUGUACAAGAAUUUAGUAGGGAAUCAUACCAAAAGUUACCCUAGCGAGAACAGCCACCUGAAAAUGAAAAUGCCUAUUUUUGAUUAGACCUGAAAAUAUGCCUCUCACAUUUAUUACAUGCAUUUGAAAUGGAGUCGGAUGCACCAAGAAGCCAUUCCAAGCAUACGCUAUACAGAACUGUACUUACAAAACGAGCGGUUCCACAAUACCCCCCCCCCGCCCCCCCGUCUGCAGAUAGCGCCAUCAAAACACUUUCUAUUUAAGCUUCCAUAAAACAACAAAGUAUUCACAAUUUAAAGCAGACAUAUCUGUAACUAGGCGGGGCUUCACCGUAUUUGCCACAGAAAUCUUAUAUUUUGCCAUAGUGUUUUUGGGGCAAGGAACCAUAUUAAGUGACUUCCGAAAGUAAAGUUGUACACUGUAGGGUUCACUAUGCUCGUGCUAUUUGUUUCCUUCUUACGUAAAAACAAUACAAAUGUACAAAGUACAUUCAUAAAACAUAAGGAGAUGAUUAUAGCAGCUUUUUGCUAAGGCUAAUUACCGUUUUCAGUCAAAUUAUGUUAAUCGGAUCAUUUAUAAUGUUAAAACAUUUUGAAAAACAUUGUGAAGGAAUAAGAAAAAAAUUCUGUGGUGUAUGACAAAAAAAUCUGAACUUGAAAUGUACAUUUUUUGAAAAAUUAUACUUAAUAAUUCUUGAAAAAUAAUACAAAUAAAAUACUAAAUUUUACAAAAUUAUUAUGAGAACACACCCCUUUUAAAACAAUGUGCAAGCUGAUGUUUUUUAUUAAUUAACUAAUGGCAGGAUUAUCCAGGAGUGAUGAAAUGGCCCAUGUCCAAAGAACCAGAUUUGGCCGCCGAAGACCAGGUCUCCCAGGCACCCGCCCUUGACCGCCACCCAACACACAAUGCACCGGACCCUUAUGCUUGCCCCCGUAGGUGGUGGGUCUACGAAGGGGAGAUCCCGUGUGGUUUCCUCAGGCUGGGCCUGGCAGGGUGAAGGCCCGACCACCAGGCGCUCGCCUGCGAGCCCCUCCCCCGGGCCUGACUCCAGGGUGAGGCCCCGGUAUCCCACAUGAGGUGAGGAGCUCAGCCAUCCGGGAGGGGCUCAAAGUAGAGCCACUUCUCCUUCAUAUCGAGAGGAGUCAGUUGAGGUGGCUCGGGCAUCUAGUCCGGAUGCCUCCCAGACGCCUCCCUGGUGAGGUGUUCCGGGCAUGCCCAGCCGGGAGAAGGCCCCAGGGCAGCAGACCUAGGACACGCUGGAGGGAUUAUGUCUCACAGCUGGCCUGGGAACGCCUUGGUGUCCUCCCGGUGGAGCUGGAGGAGGUGGCCUGGGACCGGGAAGUCUGGGCUUCCCUACUGAGACUGCUGCCCCCGCGACCCGGACCCGUAUAAGCGGAGGAAAAUGGAUGGAUGAAAUGACCCAGAAAGUGUAUGAAAAUGUGUUUGCCCCCUCCCUGGUUUCUUUUAUAUUUUGUCACACUUAAAUGUCUCAGAUCAUCAAAAAGUGAUUGCCCCCUAAAGCUCAUAAGUGGUUGGGCCACCCUUAGUAGCAACAACUGCAAUCAAGCGUUUGUGAUAACUUGCAAUGAGUUUCUUACAGCGUUCUGGAGGAAUUUUGGCCCACUCAUCUUUGCAGAAUUGUUGUCAUUCAGCCACAUUGGAGGCUUUACGGCAUGAAGCCUUUUUAAGGUCACGCCACAGCAUCUUAAUAAGAUUCAGGUCAGGACUUGGACUAGGCCACUCCUAAAGUCUUCAUUUGGUUUUUCUUCAGUCAUUCAGAGGUGGACUUGCUGGUGCGUUUUGGAUCAUGGUCCUGCUGCAGUUGGUAGACAGUUCCAUUUAUCACAGCAAGUCUUCCAAGUCCUGAAGCAACCAAAGAACGCCAGACCAUCACACUACCACCACCAUAUUUUGCUGUUGCUAUGAUGUUCUUUUUCUGAAAUUCCAGUUGUAAUGGGACACACACCUGGUCUGGUCAGACCAAAAAAAAUUUUUCAAAGGUCCUGUGGAUCAUCAAGAUGUUUUCCGGUAAAGUUGAGACGAGCCUUACAGUGGUUUUGGUCUUGGAACUCUUUUUUUGCGCAGUGUAUUUCUUGGAUAUUGUCGUGGGGUCUUUUGUGACUUCUUGAGUUUGUUUUCCAGACAGGGUUUGGAUGCUUUUUUCACCCUUAAUAAUAUGGGACGAUCUGAAACAUUUAAGUGUGACAAACAUGCAAAAAAUAAAAACACUUUUUCACCCCACUCUACAGAUUAUUCCUAGAGACUCCAGACGCUAACAUCCAUUUUCGGUCCCUGGUUAUGUCAGGCAAGACAAAAGCACAACAAAACAGUUAUACACAUUAAAUAUUUACAUCGGUGUGUCAAAGAAGUCAAAGUAUCAAGUAGUAUUCCUGACGCUUCAAUUACUUGUUGAAAAUGGUAACGCGGAAAUAUGACCUCCUGUAUGAACUCCUACUAAAUUCCUAUGAGGGCAUACCUGUUUUGUACUUUUUUUUUAAAUCUUGCACAGGCCUGUUGCAAUAAUGCCUCAUUUGUUUAUUUAAAGGCUGACAGGAUUGUCAAGAAGUGAUGAAAUAUAUAUUACAUAUGUUACAGUUAUUCCGAUAAGAGACUCCAGACUCCGCCCCGAUCUGCUGGCGCUUCCUGGACUCUUCUAACCUUUCUUCAUUCUGUGCUCUUUGGUUUGUUCAUCCACAUGCUGAAAAGUAACAGCAGAUUAAGUACGCGUACUCCUACUCAGACUACAAAUUCCGCAACUGCAACAAUUUUCCUGGUCUUAACGAGCUGGAUUAUUUCUCGCCGUCAAGUGGCAAUGGGCGUGGCUGAACUGGACACCCUUUCUUCUUCUUCUGUCUUCAAAUGGAUGCUUUUUCUCUGUUUAUCCUUUUUUUCCAACAGCAGUUAUUGACACGUGCUAACAAUGCUAUGCUAUGUCCUCGUUAACGAGACACACAGGAAGUCAGUGCCAUAUAAGGAGUGAGAUAAAAUGCUAUUCUUUGUUAGUAUUAUUAUGAUUCCUGUGAAUAUUGCAGGUGUGUAUUCAAAUGCGGUGUUUGCUUUGACGUCCAAAGUAUUUGAAUUGACCGGCUUUUUGUUUACAACCAGACAUGUUUUUUUCCUGUCUUUGUUUUUAAUGGCUAACUGGAUAACACACACAAUGUUGCUAAUAAAAUCCUGUGGGAGAAAUCCUGGAUCGGUUCAUAUGUUAGUAUGUUAGCUAGCUAACAAUGCACGUCAUUGGGACACACCUAUUUCGACUACGAAGCCUCUGGAAAAAAACCUUUAACAACAUUUUAUCGUUUUAUAUAUACGUAUGUUGUGAUCAUGCAAGAACAGUACAUUGAUCAUAACAUGUAAUACUUAAUAUGUAUCUUACCGUAUUUUGAUGAUUUCAAACAUCUUUCCGAGGAGUAUUGAUUUCACAGACCCGUUAUUGGAGCUAACGCUAACAAUCUGAGCUAACUCUACAUCUGUCAACAAGGUAAGGGUGCUAGGCAGAUCAGGGUAUUGUGAAACACACACAAAAGUUACUUAGGCCGAGACAUCACUCAAAACUCCUAUAGCGAGGCGUUGUUUUAUUCCGACAGAAAUAUUAUAUUUUGCUGUAUUUCGGUUACUAUGCAGGUCAGUUAUGCAAAUGGUUCCAAUCUAUUUGAAUUCUCAGGUGUUCGAGAUUUAGUUCAAUCAGGUUUCAGUUUGACUGAGUUGUCAAUACUUCAGUGCUUCAGUCCAAUUCAGUUGUCAGGUGACAAAGGUGGGCAUACACCUGAAAAUUUGCUUUGCAAGUUAGCAGUCUGCGGGGAAAAAACCUGAAAAACACAAAACUCCAGGAAAAAGACCUACGUGAUCAUUGAAUUUCGACCUGUUCUGAAAGACCUGACUUUGGUUGGAGGAUCAAAUCUUUGAUCUUGAAUCGUUCUGUCUCUAAGGACAAAUCCAAGACAGUUCUGAAGCUUUUGGUUUCUCAAGUAUUUGGGUUUGGAAUCUGAUUCAAAUAUCUGGAAUUUUGAAUUCAAUUGGGUUUCAGUUUUGUAUGUCAGGUCAUGAGUCCCAGUCGACCAUCAGGUGUCUAUGGGACAGUUGACUCUAGCUCAAAGACCUGAUCAUUGGAUGCAGACUUGAGAUCAAAUCAUUGAUCUCCAAGUCAGAUCUGCUGUGUCUAAAGACAAGUCCAAGACAGUUCUGAAGCUUUUGGUUUCUCAAGUAUUUGGGUUUGGAAUCUGAUUCAAAUAUCUGGGAUUUUGAAUUAAAUUGGGUUUCAGUUUUGUAUGUCAGGUCAUGAGUCCUAGUCAGCCGUCAGGUGUCUAUGGGACACAAAACUGAAGGACAAUUAGCUCAAGCUCAAAGACCUGGUCGUUGGAUGCAGACUUGUUCUGAAAAAACUUGGACAUACUCUAGGUUUCCUGAAGGAUCAAAUCAUUGAUCUCCAAGUCAGAUCUGCUGUGUCUAAAGACAAGUCCAAGACAGUUCUGAAGCUUUUGGUUUCUCAAGUAUUUGGGUUUAGAAUCUGAUUCAAAUAUCUGGGAUUUUGUAUUCAAUUGGGUUUCAGUUUUGUAUGUCAGGUCAUGAGUCCUAGUCGGUCAUCAGGUGUCUAUGGGACAGUUGACUCUAAGGAUAGUUGACUCUUGCUCAAAGACCUGAUCAUUGGAUGCAGACUUGUUCUGAAGAACUUGGACAUACUCUUGGUUUCCUGAAGGAUCAAAUCAUUGAUUUCCAAGUCAGAUCUGCUGUGUCUAAAGACAAGUCCAAGACAGUUCUGAAGCUUUUGGUUUCUCAAGUAUUUGGAUUUGGAAUCUGAUUCAAAUAUCUGGGAUUUUGAAUUCAAUUGGGUUUCAGUUUUGUAUGUCAGGUCAUGAGUCCUAGUCAGCCGUCAGGUGUCUAUGGGACACAAAACUGAACGACAGUUGACUCUCGCUCAAAGACCUGGCCGUUGGAUGCAGACUUGUUCUGAAAAACUUGGACAUACUCUAGGUUUCCUGAAGAAUCAGAUCAUUGAUCUCCAAGUCAGAUCUGCUGUGUCUAAAGACAAGUCCAAGACAGUUCUGAAGCUUUUGGUUUCUCAAGUAUUUGGGUUUAGAAUCUGAUUCAAAUAUCUGGGAUUUUGAAUUCAAUUGGGUUUCAGUUUUGUAUGUCAGGUCAUGAGUCCUAGUCGGUCAUCAGGUGUCUAUGGGACAGUGGACUCUAAGCACAGUUGACUCUUGCUCAAAGACCUGAUCAUUGGAUGCAGACUUGUUCUGAAAAACUUGGACAUACUCAAGGAAGGAAGGAUCAAAGGAUCAAAUCAUUGAUCUCCAAGUCAGGUCUGCUGUCCAAGUCCAAGACAGUCCUGAAGCCUUUGACUUUGGAAUCUGAUUCAAGGAUCUGGUCUUUUGGGUUCAAUCGGGUCUCAGUUCUUUAAAGCAGGUCUUGAGUUAGAGCCCUUGUCAGUCAUCAGGUGUCUGCCGGACAAAGCCCUGAAAAGUUACUCAUCAGCAUCUAACGGCAUGCUAGUCAUUCAGCCAGCAGCUAGCACAGGCAGCUAGCGUUAGCUCUGAAAAACUAGUGACUGUAGUCCAUUGUUGCUUUUUGUGGAGCACAACGACAAUGAACAAUCCUCCAGAUGAUUACAUGUCAAUGUCAUGAACAUAAUUCCAGACAAUUUGUCUUGUAGCGCCCGUGACAGGCGUCCCCUGGGGGGGCUGCUCAAGCUAACUUGACAAUAACGGUGUCAAAGAGACAGACCUCAUCUGAGAGGUUUUUCAUGUCUGCAGCUAGUCUGUUGUACGAACGCCGCCACAAAGCGACUAUUCAUGUCUAGGCCUGCCAGGGUGGCUCCUUGCACGCCUCCAUCUGUGCUCGCUCUCCUUCAUUAGCUCUGACUCAUCCUUCUAAUAAGCGCGUCCACUUCCUCCAUCGUUCGUCUUGCCUCGCUCUUUCUGAAUCCGUACCCCAUUCUAACCCUUAGCCCCUCCCCUUUGUCUUGCCCCUUCCGUUACCCGGUAAAACCUAAGGCCAAAGGGAAGAAGCCCCUAAAAAAUGGGACACCACUUGAUUCUGAUUACAUCGUCACCCUUCACCGCUUGCUCACUGAGACAUAGGCAGAUGAGGUACAGUAAUUACAGUAAUUAAACAAUUCAUAAUAAAUAUUUCCUAACAUAGAGUAAGGUGCAUGGAUUUCUACAUUAUUUCAAUGUUAUAUAGCUUACCUCAGAAGUUCUUUAAAGGGGAACUGCACAUGAACACAUAUUUCUUUCCCUUUUCUGUGUAUUCUAGCGUGAGAAAACAAGUUAAUAUAGCUAGCUAGAAACAGACGUCAGGGGAAUUACAGUACCUAUUUUGAUGCUAAACCCUCACCAAAAAACAAAAACGGCAACAAUUAUUGUAGCACCUAACAUGAAAAUGUAUUUUUAUCCGGCGGACUAACACGACGCGUCGCUAAUCGCUAGUCUCAGCAUCAGUCCCAAGACAGAAGAGUGGAUAGCAAUGUUGUUAGCUUUUUUAGUUUUUUAGAGGGCUUCAUAGUCUAAAUAGAUGUAUCCCAAUGACAAUAUUGUAAGCUAGCUAUUAUUCACUCGUUUUAUUGUAUUAUAAAACACAAACAAGGGAAAGAAAUAUGUUUUGGAUUGCGAAUGAUGGACAAAAUUCCCCAUAAAGUGUACUUCCCCUUUAACGUUUAUUUUUUAUUGCCUGUUAACAAAUCAAUCAACACAAUAAAUAAAAAUAAUUUUGCCGGCCUUGAUAAAUUGACGUGUGCAUUCCCCCCCAAACCCACCAACACCUUACGAUUCAUAAUAAUUGAUUUUUUUUGUCUCAUAUCC
This is a messenger RNA of Doryrhamphus excisus (bluestripe pipefish), 8201 nucleotides long. NCBI's taxonomy places the organism in Eukaryota, Metazoa, Chordata, Actinopteri, Syngnathiformes, Syngnathidae. The record is from RefSeq and is a predicted model, not a curated record.